CAGACUGAGUCAGUCACCAAAUUUAGCACUGUCAGAGAAAAAAAAAUCUACCAGCUGCAACAAACGUCAGGGUUUUAAUGUUUUUUAUUUAUUUAUUUAUUUAUUUAUUUUUUUUACUCCAAGUACCUGAGCCUAAAAUAAUCCUUACUUUAAUCAGUUUAAAAUCCAUCCUGAUGUUGAAAGCAGUCCUUUAUUAUCAGCCUAUAACUUAUUUAUUUCUAUAUAUAGUAAGCUCAAGAGAAUAUAUAUUGCUGUGAGACUGUCGUCACAGUCUGACCGUCGCUUUGCGACCUUCUGUCUCCUCGCGGUCAGGUACGGAGAAGGGGGCGGAGUCACAGAAGGAGCAGCUUCAUAUCGGACCGCUUCCAGACGUCCCGCACAACCGGGGAGGAGGACAGAGCUGCGGGUCCUUUACUCCACGCCGUCCUCACGCUCCGUCCUCGCGGGGGGGAUUAGCAAGAAGCGAUUUAUUGUCCUCAAGUCUGCGCCUGAUCCGUCUGACAGAAGAAUGAGAGAGUCCUGCUGACACCACGGAGAGACACACACCGAGACCGAGCAUGGCUGUGGACGCGGCGUCCAGCUUCAGCUUUUGCCGUGCCUCCCUAGAGCACACAGUGUCUGCUGAGGAACUGAGCUACCAGCUGCCGCGUCACGCCGGAGGUAACAAUCUGACCUGGCACGACAGCCGCGGGCAGAGGACGGCGCACACGCGCGCCGUCAAACUGCUUCAGCAGCCCGGCACCGAGGGCAUCCAGCUGCAUCCAGGUGAAGCCUUCACUGUUUACCACACCAGUCCUACUCUGUCCAGUCUGUCUAAACCUGUGGUGCUGUGGACUCAGCAGGAUGUCUGCAAGUGGCUUAAGAAACACUGUCCUCACAACUACCUGACCUACGUAGAGGCCUUCUCCCAUCACGCCAUCACAGGACGAGCGCUGUUACGCCUGAAUGGGGAAAAGCUAGAGAGGAUGGGAAUUGUCCAGGAGACUCUGCGACAGGAAGUUCUCCAACAAGUCCUCCAGCUACAAGUCAGAGAAGAAGUCCGCAACUUGCAGCUCCUUAGCAGAAACAGCUUUGAGCUUCCUUUGGAAAUUACUCUUAGCUCAGCUUUGGAUCUGUUUGGCAGCCCUUCUCCUCACCCCCCAUCACAAUACGUCUCUAGGAGCCGUGGAAAAGCUGCUGUAUUCAGAUAUGCGAGCAGAGAAUCGACAAGUGAAAGGGAAGAGGAUGAGCCUCCACACUACAUGCCAGCUGGUUUGGAGGAUUCUCAUUCAUCCCGGCCAAUGUGGUUUACAGAAACAGAGACAAAGCCUCGUUUGAGGCAGGGAUACCCACUUUAGCCUAAUGAUGCAACGAAACAUCCACCGGCCUGAUGAUCAUCUAGAUUGGAUGCCAGUUUGAUCUUGAAAGGUUAUCACAGAGUUUUGUGUCUCAUGUGGUUCAGAGUGAUAUUACAAUUUCAACAGAAAUUUGAGUUUGAUUUAUGGUUUUUAUAAUUAGGAUUCAUAGCACUAAUACAUUAUUUUUCUGACAUGGUUUUAGUUCAGUGGCGCUAAACGAAUGAAUUAUUGUAUUAUGAUAAAAACACGGAUUUAAAUUAAGCUCUAAUUUUCUUGAAACUCAGAUAAACAAUUCAUAAAUAAAUCAAAUAAACUCCAUUGGAAUCCCUGUAUGAGGACUAAUGCUGCGUUUACACCGGAUUACUGCGGCAGAAGCUUCAAGUUUCAAUGUUAAGGAUAGGUACAGACACAAUCUGAGUUCCUGCACAAUUUGGGCGCAGUGAGCGUAUCAACCAAUCAGGGACUUUGAACAUGUGACAUUUUCAGUGACUCGAUCAGAAGAUAGAAAAAAAAAACAAUAUGGCUGCUCAAUGCGGGGAUUUUCGUGCGGAACUUCCAUCUAUUUUCUUAACCGACUGUCCCAGAAACUGUUGAGCAAAGGCGGGAUACACACUAGACAGGCCACCAGCCUGUCACAGAGCUCAUGGAGCUGGAGUGAUCACGCCCCCUACGCCAGCGAGCCACCCAAUGGACAGCGUAGCAUGCUAGCACCACCCAGGGUCCGGCAGAGCUAGCAAAGACCUAGCGACUAGCACCGCCGACUAUGCAGACCAGCCUCCGUUUUACGGAGCCACCAUGGGUGCCAUCGUAGUGGGUGCGAUCGCUCCAGCUCCAUGAGUUUAUGAUAUUUUUCCUAUUUUUAUCAAGACACCAAUAAAAGGUCCCUCCAGUUUUAUUUUGAAUUUUCCCCUCUCGGGUUAAUGCUCAAACUGGGCCACAGACAGACAAAAAUAAUGUUUAAAACGGCCGUCAGGCACAUCUCUCGUUGCAAGAGCGAAGUGCACCGUCCCGGGAGAGACUCCGGAUGAUCUGGUGAUCCCAGACACAGUCACGUGCUGGCCGGUGCCUCUGUGGGGUUCUCCAAAACAUAUAAAUCCAAGCUACUCGCUCAACAUCAUCCAUGUUUUCUGUGAUGUGGGAACGAAUGAAGUCUAGGACAACUUUGGCAGUUGCUCCACCGCCGGGGCGUUAAGGCUAUAAGCGGUAAAUCUGAUGCGCAUCAAAAGAGAAUCAUGUCCGGCUUGACUGCAACAUAAAAAAGCAUCAUUAAUGUAACUGGAGAGAGAUUUUUUGGGGUUUUUUAAGCAAAUAAAAAAUAUAUACAUUUCUUCUGAGCAUAUACAUGCUUUUCUUAAUAAAUUUGAAUUGUACAUUUGUUGUUUCAUAUCAUAACAACUUUUAUCCAUCCGUCGUCUUCAUCUCCUCCUGUACAAACUGAACAUUUCCAAACAAAAGAACUCUAUUAACUACCUAAUCCAAAAUAUUUUUUGAGAGCUGUGUUAUUGUUCAUCAUUUUAAAUAUUUCAGUACACAAUUCUGAAUGUCACUUCAAAGAGAAAGCUUUUUGUACUGAGACUUCCCUGCAGGACGCCAGUGAGAUAGUAUUGUAGAGUUCCAUGUACUUUAUACUGUGAUACUGUAAUAUUGUAGCAGUACUUUAGUGUUUUGUUGAAUGAAUGGUUCCUAUAUUUAUUCCAGGAAUUAACAUAAUAAUCAUUGGAGAAAUUAUCAUUUACAUGAUAACAGAUAAAAAUAGAACACCUGAAGAAACUGUUCUUAAUUAUAUACAAUGCAAGUCUAUACUGUAGACAGACAUGAGAUAAAAACACAUUUUCAAGAAGCAAAACCUUUAUUUCUCUCAGUCUUUUGACAAGUUGUCUUUGGAUAAUGUAUAUUACUGACUGUUAGUAUUAAAAAACUGUUAUUUUCAAAUUACCAGAUGAUCUGUAUAUUUACCAUUUUCUGUUUCUUUGAUUAGCUCUCCAAAAUGGAUGACAACUUUAAAGGUUCUUUCACUUUAUAAUAACAAAGAUGCAUAUAUGUAUGAAAGGACAACUGUCUUUUGGAAUAAACCAAUUAAAAUGAA
This is a messenger RNA of Oryzias melastigma (Indian medaka), 3423 nucleotides long. RefSeq names its product sterile alpha motif domain containing 10b (gene samd10b). Gene Ontology annotation, biological process: cell surface receptor protein tyrosine kinase signaling pathway. The record is from RefSeq and is a predicted model, not a curated record. The transcript has 6 exons. NCBI's taxonomy places the organism in Eukaryota, Metazoa, Chordata, Actinopteri, Beloniformes, Adrianichthyidae. Gene Ontology annotation, molecular function: protein binding. The coding region runs from base 558 to 1337 and encodes 259 amino acids. Gene Ontology annotation, cellular component: cytoplasmic side of plasma membrane.